GCUGCCGGACCACUGAAAUGAACCCAUGGCCAGCCAAACGUGGAGUCCCCUGCAUCCGAGCCCGGGGUUCCUGUUGAAGUGCGGCAAGGAACACGAAAAGCUCAAACUGAAAAUCAGAAGCGAGCUGCAAGCGCACAUGCUCAACCUGUUCGAAGAGGGCCUGUUCUCGGACGUGACCAUUGAGUCCCAGAGUGCCGAGGACGGGGCAGGGGCCGUCCUCAGGGCCCACAAGGCCGUCCUGCUGGUGAGGGUGCCGGCCUUCUGGAAGGAGCUCACCACAACCUACGCUGCGUCGGGGGAGGACCCCAAUGCCUUCGCGGUUAGCCUGCACGAGGGCUGUCUCAGAAGCUUCUUGAGGAGCGUCUACUCGGACGACGACAUCCGGCGACAAGAGCACGACAUCCUCCGCGCCCUCCGCUCCCGGAAUGCUCCUUCGAGCGGCGACGAGGACGGUGACGACUCUCACAGCACGACGCACGACGCCGGGGACAAGCACCCGCACAAGGACCCCCCACCCGAAGCGACUGAGGUCACAAACUUCUCCGUGUCACUCGAGCAGCGCGGAGCCGAAGAUUCCCUCGAAAACUUCCGCUCCUGCUUCGUCGAUGACGACGCGUGUCAGAAGGAACCAGGUGCGGCUCACGGUGAUGAGGAACCGACAGACAGCCUCCACGAAGGAUGCAGAGACGACGCGUCCGAGAACAGAGACGAGCUCUCGGUGAGCAUGAGCAGCAGCAUGGUCCGCAGCGGAACGUUCGACCUGCAGAGUCAGAUGCCGCUCGAGAUGGCGCUUGAGAAGCUGACUGCGGACAACGAGGCAGACGGCAGCGAAACUGCGUUGAGAACGGAGGCGGAGGGAGCCGAGGAGCGGGAGGUGCCCAGCGGUAGCAAAGACGCUACCGGGAUCCGACCGUCCGAUGGCUCGGCGAAAGGGCACCCGGCAACGAUGCCCGCCUUCUUCCUGCACGAGAAGUCAACGGCUGCGAUGGCGGUGUCUUACCAGUGUGCCCCCAGGACACCCGAACAGGGCACGAGCCAGCUGUGGGGACGGGAAGCGGGCGUCGUCGGGAUGGGGGACUCGGGGUUUCUGUCUCAGAACACUUCCGUGAACGAGUGCGUGGCGUACGACAGCCUCAACGAUCCGGGAGGGCCAACCGAAGUCCAAGAGGCAGAGAGCGAGCCAGAAGACUUGGACGCACAGGGAAGACGGCCCUCAGGAGCGCUUUUCCCCUUUUACAUCGACAUGAGCAAGGCGAGAGCGGAGGAAACGCAACGGGAGCAACCGUCGUCAAGCUCGGCCACGUCGUCCGUUUACAUGUGCAUCGAUGCCAAGAGCGGCGACGACGGACCAGGCGAAGGGAAGCCGGCCGUCAACGAGAAGUCCGUCGAGGACGCUUCGAAGCGGCCCCAGUCAUGCUACAUGUACGUCGACUUCAACUCCGUGCACAGGGAGGAACCGUGCAGCAAGCCCACGCAGUCUCCUCGAAUGCCAAGGACUCUCUCCCUCUCCAUGUUCAUUGACAUCAACGACGAACACAGCGAGAGCGUCGUGAAUGCGCAGGAAGCCUACCGCAACUACAGGCAAGAACCGGGGCAGAAGAAGGACGUCGCAGACAUACAAGGCGGUCUCGUCGGACGACGCCUGCGCCAGUGGGAACAUUUCGAGCGGGAGGAAAUCCUGGUUGUGUCGGAAGAGUUUCCGGUGCGACGGGAAACUCCCAACACGGUCGCGCCCGCGAACGACGACCGCUUUGUCGGCGCGUCGCCCAAGAGGCUCCCCGAACACGUUGCGAGGCAGCAGGGUGCGGCUCCCGACGUCUGUCUGCUCCCGAUGAGCCCCAUCCUUAGACGGAAGACGAAGCCAGAGCCGGUCAAACCCGCCGCGAAGCCUGCCGCCAUCAAGUCUUCCACCCGGCCGCAGGACAUCGACGCCAUGACCUUCCGCAGGAGCGAACCGUCCGGGCACGACAGCGACUCUCUCGAGCACGACAGCGACAAGGAGGUGGACGCACCCAAGACACCAGAGGUCAAGAAGUCGCCUUCCACGCCGGCGCAACGGCAUCCAGACGAGCCGAGGCUACAGCCGCCCAAGCCUCUCAAGUUACCUGACGGUCCGGUGCCUUCAGCGGAAGUGAUCCACCAGCCGCCUCCUCCGUCUCCCGGGUACGGAGACGACGAUUCGGAGACGGUGUACUCGGAGGUCUCGGAUGUGAGCUGCCUGUCAAGUCUGGACCGGAGGAUGCAAGAGUCCGGCUCCAGCCCCGAGCGUCUGGGGGCAUGCUCCAAGCUGGGUGACGACCUUCUUCGGAUGUUUGUGGGGCAGGUGGAGACAGACAUUUUUGUUCGAGUGGAAGGGAAGGACAUUGGUGCACACAGGUUUAUUCUAGCAUCACGGUCCGAGUACUUCUCUUCCUUGCUGAAAGACCAAGACGCCGAGAGUGUCAUUUUCAUGGACGGCUUCACUCAUGCUGCUGUGCUGUUCUCGCUGCAUCACCUGUACGGCGGUGCAGCACUGCCCCCCAAGGAGGUGCAUGUCUCGGAGCUAGCCCUGCUCGCGGAGAUGCUCGGCCUGGAUGGCCUCCGCCGGGUCGUCCUAUCCCACAUCCGCACCUACUACUGCCACUUCUUCCACAAACCCUGCAGCCAGUGCAUUUCCGGGGUGGCAGAGUGCCUGCAAAUGGCGCCGUGUGGCGGCAUUCGGGACCUGCAGAAACGGUCGAUCCAGUGGGUGGGCCGCUACUACUGCCGGGUCUGGCCACACCGGGCCUUUGCGUCUGUGCCCGAGCCUCAGCAGCAGCUCUGCUACGAGGCCACACUUCAGGCCCUGACGGCAGAUACAGCCAUCGAGAUGGCCCUGAACUGCGAGCGCCUGUCGGUGACGCUUCCCCGCGUCCGCUGGGCGGAGGGUGCCCUGCUGCUGGUGGGGCGUCUGGUGCAGGACUGUGUGUCGCUCAUGGCCAAAGAGUUCCACCUGGUGCUGCAGAGCAAGGGCUUCAUGGACCUCGGCAAGGGGCAGAGCUGGAACAUCACGGCCCUGGAGGACACGAUUCUGUCGGCCGUGGAAUUGCUGUCGCCGGACGUGGCCUGCCUGUCCUGCAUCCUGCUGGCACAGACGCUGCCCGAGGACGAGGACUCAAACCCAGAGCAGGUUCCCGAGUGGACCCAGAAUUUUACGGACCUACUGCGCAAGGUCCAGCGGCAGUGCGAGCGCUUCCUGAUCCACAACGCCAAUCGAGUGGUCCACUGCAAAAGCUGGGCGGCGCUCCCCGCCCAGCUGCAAAAGAAGAUCAAAGACGCUGCCGUCAUCGUGUUCGAGUUUGAGAAGCCCAUUGCGCCGCCUCCGAGGCUCUCGAGCUUACGCAGGAAGCCCCGGAGGAAGUCUACGGGGACGUCCCAGGCAUGCGAGGCGGGAGAGGGCAGCCCCCCGGCACCCAUGCGCAAGCCCUCCCGCUCCUUCUCCCGUGCCGUGUCCUCCUCGCCCAGGACCUCGGGCAGCGACUCGUCCGAACUGCCCGGCUCUGCGGACAAGAGCAGCCGGCCCAUUGCCACCACCUCGCUCACGUCUUCCUUCCACUCCAGGGAGGCGGCGUUUCGACGUGCCGAGGAAAAGCCCACCUCGCCGCCGGAGCGGAGGUCCGCGCCCUCUGGGGUCAUGUCGGAGAGCCUCGAGAGCUACAGGGAGUCUUCGUCGGACUCCGGGAAAGAACAGGCACCACCCAUCCCAGCGGAAAAGAAAGUUGCGACUGGGGCACGGACUGCAAGAGCAAGAACCACAAGAGGUUCACGGUCUUCUCCUAACGUGCCGGGUGAACUCGGCGCACGUCCCAAGUCUGCAGCCACAUGGGGCCCCGCCUUGCCUCCCCCGUGCCCCCCCAAGCCGCUCACCAGCUGGGGUAGUCCGCAGUCCAGGCCGCCCACGCAGUACUUCCAGAGUCUGCGUCACGUCACCUCCAAGGUGGACACAGGGCGCGCCGUGGGCGGGUCCGUGCCCCGCCCCGUCGGACAGGUGGUUCGCGUGCCCCCCUUCACCAUCAAGGGCGAGCCCCACGUGCCCCUCAACCUCCGCCUCCCCGCCCCCGGCGCGGAGGCAAACAACAACGAGAAUGACGCAUACGAUGACGACUCCAUGGCGACGGAAGACACCUCGCCGGAGGACGCGGCGGAGCAGGAGACGUCCCCGGACUUCGUCGCCGAGAUUGACGCAGAAUCCAACCUCGUCAGCCACUGCCUGCACGAGGCGGAACUGCUGGAGCGGGAGCUGUCGCGGAAGUUGCGCAAGCAGAAGAGGGACCCCGAGCCUCUCUACACGAGGCCCCCCGGCAUCCGGGGCUCGGCCCCGGACCCGAGGAGGAGGGCCGCGUCGACGUCCUCAGUGGCCCCGACGAGGUCUGCCGGAUCAGUGGCAUCGGCACGGAGUCCGUCGGUCAGGGCGGAGGGAUCGGCGCGGUCUCCCAGGGGCGUUCCACCUUCGAGGGGCGGACCCGUCGUAAACGGGAGGUUGGAGCCGCGGAUGCGUCGGGUGUCGGGCAUUGCGGUGUCGACGCAGGGAAAGGUGCCUGCCAACCGUAGAUGAUGACGAGGAUGUAGGAAUCGUUGCUGGCUGUUAACGGACGCCACAAUGUGUUGUCUUUGGUGACGUCGUCUUCUGUGGUCAUGUCUCGAUGAGUAAGUUGCUCGUUCGAGAUGGUAACAAGUUUGGCAUGGUACCUGCACGAAGUCUCGCUAGGCGAACGCUUCUCUCUUUUGUUGUGUUUUUGAAGUGAAGGGGUCAUGCUGGACUCAUCACAUUUAAAGGGAUCCUUUGGAGACAUUAGCUGUGUGUGUCGGGCUUGUGCUUGGCACUGC
Molecule: messenger RNA, 4845 nt
Organism: Ixodes scapularis (black-legged tick)
Lineage: Eukaryota; Metazoa; Arthropoda; Arachnida; Ixodida; Ixodidae
Exons: 13
Coding region: 26-4573 (1515 amino acids)
Molecular function (GO): protein binding
Source: RefSeq, a predicted model, not a curated record